AGAAAUCACCGCCGAAUUUAAUCCCCCCGCCCAUGAAAUAGCCCUGCUCGAGCAGACCGCGAAAGACGCCGCAUCGAGCACGCUCAGCGAGGGUUGAGGGGUACUCCCAUAUUCCAGCUUCCUUUGCUGCAGCUAGCGUUGGGUAGAAGUGCUCAGAAGAAACAUACCACCCUAAGGAGGAGGAAGGUCCAGGGAUCUGCACGGCAUAGGGAGUGUCAGAAGACGAAGCAGGAUUGGGGGGCUGAGACGCAGAGACGUCUUGAUUCGGCCGGGAUGAGGGCUCGUCGGAUGGUGCAUUGAACAGUGAGAUGUCUGUAGGAUCUGAUGUGUUAGCCUUUUCUUGCGCACGGCGGCUCUCGCGCUCUUUCCGUUUACGGAUCGCAUCCUCAGACAUGGCACGACCGAAAGUUGCGGCCUCCUUCACUUCUUUUUCUUGCGCGAGGGAAAUCUGACGCUUGAUAUCAUCGACUCUCUGAGUGUUCCAGCGCUGCAUCGAUGAGGUUGAAGGAUCGUGAUGAGCAACUGAAUCGUCAACGAGAACGGCAAGUUCUGCACGGUGGCAUCAGUCUCUGUGGGGCGCGUAAGGUAGUGCGUGCGUGCUUACCACUCUCGACAAGAAAGGCCACCUCCUCUGGCAUCAACAACAACGGUACGCCUAAGAACACAUUCUGCUGGGAAAGAUGGGGCAGAGUGCCAGCCAAGAUCCCGCAGAUAUGGUGUUUGGAUCGAAGAGUUGCGAUAUCUGCCCUUGUCCGGCGUAAGACUGAUAUCAGGUACGACAAACGUAUAUUCCUUACCGUCCACAUCCCACACAUAAGCCUUGCAAUUCGAGACGCGAAGAGGUAUUCGACUUUCGAGUUCGACCAUAGGAUCAAAGGAGCGGAACUU
Molecule: messenger RNA, 888 nt
Organism: Serpula lacrymans var. lacrymans S7.9
Lineage: Eukaryota; Fungi; Basidiomycota; Agaricomycetes; Boletales; Serpulaceae
Exons: 1
Source: RefSeq, a predicted model, not a curated record